Messenger RNA from Pelodiscus sinensis (Chinese soft-shelled turtle), 7478 nucleotides. The record is from RefSeq and is a predicted model, not a curated record. NCBI's taxonomy places the organism in Eukaryota, Metazoa, Chordata, Testudines, Trionychidae.
CCGCUCUGUUCCCUUCCCGGCCACUUGCUCCUGGCUUUUCCGCUCCGGCCAGCAGCCCCCGUUCUUGGCAAGCAGUGCCUCAGUGUGGACCACAGCAUGGAGGUCUUCCUGGCCGCCCGAGCCCUCGGGGAGGAAUCCCUCCAGAUGUGGGACCUCAACAAGCGCCUGGAAGCCUACUUGGCCCGGGUCAAGUUCCUGGAAGAGGAGAACGAGCUGCUGAGAGCGGAGAUCCAGAGCGCCAAGGACAGCCCGGUGGAGAGCUCCUGGCGGGGCAAGUAUGAGGAGGAGCUGAGCACCUUGAGGGCGACCUUGGACGACGCCUUCAGAGAGAAGCACGCGGCGGAGCUGGCCAGGGACAACCUGUCGGAGGAGAUCGAGCACGUGAAGACCCGCUGCCAGAAGGAGCGGGCGGCCCAGGAAGAAGCCAAACGGCAGCUGGCCCUGAGCAAGAAGGAGCUGGAGGAGGAGAGACGGGCUCAGAUCUGGCUGAGGGAGAAGGCCGCCCAGCUGGAGAAAGAAGUGGAGGUGCUGGUGGAAGUUCACGAGGAGGAGAAAGCCGGGCUGGAGCAGGAGCUGGCGAGCUUCUCCCAGAGCCUGGAGAGCUUCCGCGCCGUGCCGGUGGCUUUCCAGCCCGUGGAGGUGGAGGACUAUUCCAAGAGGCUCUCGGAGAUCUGGAGAGGAGCAGUGGAGACCUACAAGAGCGAGGUCUCCCAGCUGGAGAGCUCCUUCUGCCAGGCCAAGGAGAACCUCUGGAAGGCGGUGGAAGGCAACCGGCAGAACCAGCUGCAGUUGCAGCAACUGGAGAAGGAGCUGGCUGGGCUGAAAGCUCGGAAGGGGAUGCUGGAAGAGAACCUCUCCAGGCAGUGGCAGGACCAGAGAGGGGAGGCUGAGAAGUGCCAGCUGGCCCUGGAGUCUCUGGAGCAGGAGAAAGAGGCCCUGAGAGUCCAGAUUGCUCACGUCCUGGAGGAGAGACAGCAGCUCAUGCACCUGAAGAUGUCCCUCAGCCUGGAGGUGGCAACGUACAGGACGCUCCUGGAAGCGGAGAGCAGCAGGCUGCAGAUGCCUCCAGCAGAGUACAAACUGGCCAAUGGCUUCAGAGAUGCCAAGCUGGAAGUGAGUACCAGCAAACUCCAAGCCAUGACGCCGGAGAGCAGGAGACUGGUUUCCUGGGACCACAGACUGAGCCCCACCACCUUCCAGAAGGGAGAGAGCAAGGCACCGCUAUCAAGAAACCCAAACGAUUCCCCCCAGCUACGAGCUGCCGCCGGGCUGACCAAGAGCGACGGCCCCGCUGCUAAAGAGUUCCAGAAAAUAAACUCCGUCCUUCAGUCCCCGCUCCUGAAAAGCUCCCAUGCUGUGAGGGAUACCACGGCCCCUGGCAACUCAAUCCCCAACCUGCAGGACUCAUCUCACCCUGAAGAGGCGAUCGCAGCUGCUGAAGUAAAGAGAGUGGCCAACUCUUUCUCCCAGGAGCCAUUGGAGAGGCUGGACUCCAUGCGCUCCGCGGUGACGGAGCCACAGCCGCUGGGAGGGUCCGAUUCAGACACGGAAGGCAGGAGCCCGGGAGCAGAAGGUGGGAAUCCAGCUGCGAGCCAGGUGGGAAUAGCAGAGAUUGAUCAGGAAGAUGAAUGUCAGGAGGAAGCCGGGAAAGAGGUUGAGAAAGAUCCCAGUGAAGAACCACCUGGCAAGCUGGCUCCCAAGAAUUCACUUUGUCCUGGCCAGGUGGUCAAUGAAGCCUUGGAGGAUGCACUGAAGGAAGUAAUAGAUCGCUCCGACUCCAGCUGUCCUGAAGUAGCUAGGGCCCCGAAUGACGUGCAUUCUUAUGACAUGAGUCGCCUGGAAGAGGCUUCCGGGCUAGCUGCUUCUCCUGGCACGGUGGGAUUGGAAGAAGGACAGGCGACUGAGCAUGUCAGCCAGAUAGAAGCCAGUCAUCCAGCAGAGCAGCUCGAGGUAGCCAAGGGCUCUGCGCCCACAGAUGAAAUGGAAGGUGGCCUAGAGGACAAUUUUGAAGAGGCGGCCAGUGAAGCAGACCUGCAGAAGUUCCCGGCUGUGAAAAGCUCCUCUCAGCAGGACGGAGACGGGUCUCAGUCAAGUCCUUCCAUCAUGCAGAGUGAAGCAAGGAUCCCUGACAAUCUAGCCACCAAGGGAAGGCCUGAAAUAGAGACCCAGGAAGAAGUCAGCUUUUGGGAGCAGCAUGAGAGUGAAAAAGAGGAGACAUCAAGAUCACAGAGCACAGAGAUGCAUGGGGAGCCAGCCGCGGUUUGCAACGGCACGGAGCCGGGAAGCCCAUUAAAUGAAGGCGACAACCUCGCUGUUGCAGAAGGGAAUUUGGAAGAGCCUGACCGAGGAGAAGAAGACCUGGAGGGGGGGAGCCUAGCCGCGUGGCAUCCGUCAGAAGACGAGGAAAGGCGAGAACUCUGGAACCUUUCUGGAGAGACGGAAGAAUGCAACUUCCAAGCAGAGAGGCAGGGAAGUGAGUUUCUGCACACGGAAAUACAAGUGACUCAAGCUUUUCCCAUGGAAAGUCAACCGACUUUGGUCGUGGAAAGCCACCAAGAACAACAUCGUGGUGGAGCUGAGCAGGACAAGUUUGAGGAGGAGGAAAUGUUGCUUCCCGAGGCUGAGGCAGCAGUAGGAGAGGAGGAGAGGAAAGAUCGGAGCCUCAAAGAGGCCAUCCUUGGGGAUGAGAUGAUGUCAAAGGCUGAAGAAAACAUCCUAGUGGAUGAGACCAUGGACAGAAGAGAGGACAGUGAAGGACACAAAGGAAAGCUGGACGUGGAAACUAUGGGAUACGAGGAUCUCAGCGCAGAUGAGAACACCCUGAGAGAUGAGAACUUAAAGCAGGAGAAGGAUACCUUGGAGGACGAGGAUGGGGAUCUGGAAGAGAAUGGCUUUGAGCAAGACAUUAUGCUGAUGGAUGAGGAUCUGGAGAAUGGUCAGAGACCGGAGUCCCUGGGCAAAGAGGAAAGAGUAGAAGAGGAGGACUAUCAAAGCCAACUGCCGAAGGCACAGGAAGGGGAGGGUCCGGAAGAUGGGGUGGGACAUCCAGAGAUAGAGGAAACAGCUGACAUCGCUCUGCAAGAGCCAGCAUGGACGGACACUUUAAUGACCAGCACUGGAGAAACAGAAAGUGAAGGGGAGCAGAUAAAGGGCAGUUUGGGUACAGAGAUGGAAGAAACAAUGGAAGAUGAUGAUGCCGGUCACUUUAUAGGCAGUGCGCAUCCGAUGCUAGACAGCAAAGCAGAGCAGGAGACCAGUCCUGGCACGGAGCUGAUGGAAGAAGACCAGGACAGCAGUGAAAUAGAGCCAGAGGACAUCCAGAGCCAAUCUACUUUGCAGCUUGGAGACUCCCCGGGCCAUGAAACCAAUGAUGAGCAGACCAAGGUGCUGGAGGAGGCUUGGGAGAUGAAGGUGAAGGUAGAUGAUGGGGGGGUCGUGGAGGGAGAACUCCGUGAAGAACCUGAAAGGCCAGAGAACAUAAACGUGGCUUCCAAGGCACCAGACGGCUCUUCGGAAUCUGAGGACUCCCUGGAAGAUGUCUCCCCUAAUGCCUCCCAGACAGCAGAAGGGAUGGAGGAGGAAUUGGAAAGUGGCAAGAGGAUUAUGUUGGAGGAAACGCUGCCAGACAGCACACCCCUGCGCUUCUAUGAAAAGGAGAUGCUGGACGAAGCCACGGCCAAUCAACAGCCUCCAGUAAGUGAUGCUGGUGGAGAUGCAUCGCCAGCCCCCGAAAGCCCUGAGGUUCCUCCAGAGGAUGAAGGACAGUUAGAGGGCAGGGCCACACCCACAAGCUCCCAAGAGGAGGAAAGCCACGAGGAGGAUGCAUCUGACACGGCGUUGGCAGGCACACCAGAGAGGGCAGCGGUAGAAGGUUAUUUCAUGGUUUCGGCACCCGCCCAAAAGACACCCCGUUUGGAGGAAGCCGAGGUUCUGGAGGACUUUGAAGAAAGCGAUGUCGGAACCUCGAAUCUGCCCGGAGCAGAUCCAAAAAUGCACCCGGCGCUGUCUGAAAGGCCAAGGGAGGAACGGCUCUUCGCUGCUCAAUCGGAGGAGGAGGCUGAAGGGACCUUCGAACAGGAGCGCGACACCGGCAAAGAAAGCGAGGGGAGAGGGUUUCCUCAAGAGGAGAGUGAGCCCCGCAGCUCAGAUUUCACCUGGGAGCCGGAAAAGGACGGUGAUUUCCCAACAGAAGAAAACGGCUGCCGUAGCAUUUCAGGUGGUGCUCAAACAGAGAGCGACGGUACGCUGGAUGCUAUCGAGUCAGGUGACCUAGAACCUGAAGAGGCUCAGAAGGUUUCUCCGUUGAGCAGCACGGCUGACCUAGGAGACGCUGGUUUGGAAGGGCAGCUGCCUCUUAGCCCGAAAGGAAGCCCAAAUUCCAGCAGCCCUCUUUCCUCCGAGGAUGAGGAGUCCCCCAACGUCACCCAAUCUCAUCCGGCUUCUGAUCCAGAACUCAGCGAAGGAGUUGACCCCGGACAGCCAAAGGAUGCUCCAGAGGUGAAUCAAAGCGGCAUGGACCACGCCGUGGAGGUGGUAGCAAAGAUUCCGGCAGAGGUCAUGAAAGACUCAGACAUUCUGGAGAUUGUAGAGCAAGCUCUGGAGUUUAACCAAGAGCUGAUGUUGGGUGUGAGGCUUUCAGAGCUGCAUGCUGAAGGGGAACAGCCGGCUCCAGGUGGGGGUGAAGCGUCCAACCAGACUCAGGAGGUUGGGAGAGGCGGCGGCGACUCCUCUCCUGCGUUAUCCGAGACGAGUGAGACUGAGGCUUUGCAGGAGACUCUUGUGACCUCCUCACCGCAUGCCAAGGACCUGACAAUAUCCAGCCACAUUUGGACGGAGAGCAACACCAACGGGGAACUGAAUGGGCUGCAUGAAGAGCAGAUAUUGAAUGGGAUCUCCGACCUGCAGCUCGUAGCCGAUCAGAACGACUGUGCAAAAUCCAGAGAGCAUGAGAUGAGCUCUUCAGGGGAGGAAUUCUUUGGGAAGGUCCCCUUCAUCCAGGAAUUCCAUGAAGAGGAACCCCUCUCCGAAACUCUGCGAAGCCAGAGCCCAUUGCAAACGCCAGACUAUGAAGAAGGCCACAGACCUGGAGAAGAACACUCCAAGAAAGGUCAGGUCUCCAGUGAAACCGACAACAGCAAAUUCGCUGACAUAAUGCAGAGCACUUGCAUGCAAAGACAGGACCUUGAGGGUCAAACCAUCUCUGUCUUAUCCCCUUUCGGAGAUGAUGCCUUUCACCUGGGACCCAGCCAGCAUCUGAAAUUCCAGCUCAAAGAUGAACAAGAAUCCUGGUCUUCAGAAGAAGACUGAAGGGAUAUGGAAGACACUCUAACCACAGACACAUUACAGCUGUUACUUCUGCUCAAAUGAAACCAUAUAAUUGUAGGGCAGAUGAGGGAUCUUCACCCCUGUUCUCCUCUAAUAGCUGGCCCUCUUCUAAACGUAUGGUAGGCAAUUUUCUGUUGACAAUCAGAAGCAGCAUGUAGGAAGUUUACCCUCCUAACACCAUUUUUUAAAUGAUUUUUAACACGCUUAUUUGGAUUUUCUUUUUAAACACUUGAGAAUUAAACCCCAGUGUCCUGUAGAAUGUAGCAAAAGGGACUCCAAGACUUAGGGUUCAGUUGUGUCCCGGUGGGGUACAAAGUUCAUGGAAAGUAACUGGGAAAAUUCAGCCUUUUAAGAGCAAUUUAGGAUCGGGAGGAAUGCUCCAGCCAGGGAAGGGGGUUCUAAUUAUUUUUUUCAUACAACAAAUUUCACAUUGGACGUGGCUUUCAAUUAUACUACAGCCCCUUUCUAGCACUCCGUAAGGAUACUUCACAUGCAUGGAAAGUCCCCAUUACACAAGCAAGUCUUAGGAGCAUUUUUCAUCCUCUGUGGCUUUUUAACUUCAGUCGUCGGGUUCGUUUGUCUGCUUUGCGUACCGAGGUGUUUCAUUUACAUUGUGUGGCUUUCUGAGACCUUCAAUGCCUUUUCUUUCCAUCUAAACGGCGACGGGCUGGUAGCUUGUGAAUGGGGAAGAUGACCUCGAUCCACGGUGAAAUAUAUGCUCACCGCACUUUCAGUGGUUACUGAGUUUUCUGUUUUCCCCCCCGCCAUGUCUGGCUGACACCUCUUUAGGACAGCUCUCCUCAUAGAGCAAGGAAGGUCUCCUCUGAGCGGGGGAUGUCUUCUCUACUUCCAGCUUCAGACGUGAAAUGCACCAGCCCGAGAGAAAUCACCAUGCAGAGUAAAAUAGGGCUUUUUCCCACAGGGUCCUUUUUUCCCCUUGAAACAGACGAUGCCAAAAAGAGUGUUCCCAGCAGUUGUAGUUGGGUAGUGGCCAAGACAACAAUACAGACUACAGCCGAGACAACCACUUGUGUCUUUGCCACUAGUUUGAGGGAGGGAGGGAGAAGGUCAGGAACUCAGCUGAGCUUGAAGGCAAACUCUUUCUAGGGCUUGUGCCUCCUGGUUCAUAACGCCUUGCUAGAUCUAUAGAGCUGAACCCCUUAUCGGCAGCGAUCAGCUAUGCCCUGUCUGCCUUGCGGGGGGAGGGGACACAUUGCGUGCUGGUGAGGUCUGCACAUUGACACACAGGGUUGGGUCCUCGGUCGCAUAUCCCACACCUUUGAAGUCGAUGGACCACAUCGCCAGUGGGUGGAUAGCAACAUAAGAACGGCCAAGCUGAGUCAGACCAAAGGUCCAUCUAGGCCAGUGCCCUGUCUUCCAACAGUGGCUGAUGGCAGGUGCCCCAAAGGGAAUGAACAAAACAGGGAACCAUCAAUUGAUCCAUUCCCUGUCACCCAGCUUCUGACAAACAAAGGCUAGGGACACCAUUCCUGCCCAUCCUAGCUAACAGCCAUGGCCCUAUCCUCCAUGAAUUUAUUUAGCUCUUUUUUGAACCCUGCUAAAGUCCUGGCCUCCACAACAUCCUUUGGCAGGGAGUUCCACAGGUUGAUGUGGGCCAUUGCUCCAUCAGAGCAAGCCAGAGGUUCAAAAUGGUUCAUUACCUCCCCUCCGGUUGAUCUAACAAAGACCCUGGAAGAAACCACCUCCUAACAUCCUUCCAUCCCACCAAUUAUGAACGGAUGGUGGCCACUCUGAUUCUUCACCCACGAAGGGAAAUAUUCUUGUGGACUUUGUCUAACUCCUUCACUGCUAUUCCUGAUCCAAGAAUGAGAUCUUUUUUCUUCCUCUUCCCCGUGCGGAGCAAUUAGUGAGCGUGCAGGGCUGUUGUCAGUUCUGGAAGGUGUGUGAAGAUGACACAGUGUAACCCAAAGAUGAACAGACUCCUGUCUGGGCGUCCGCAUGCAUUCUGGUUGCUUUGAAUCCUGACAAACAGCUUUGAAGCGGAUGUGUCAACCUGCCUCUCCCACUGAACUUUCUGCUCGGCUGCCGUGUCUUCUAAGCUCGUGAAGCCGUCUGGGAUGUGCCGGAUGAGUUGCACAAUGUAUUCUGUGCCUCGUCUGUAAUUUAAUAAAGCAAUUGUCUUCCCACCUCAA